AUGUUUAACAUAUUCAGAAUAGCCGCGGACCUCACUCACUUAUUAAGUAUAUACUUUUUACUGACAAAGAUCAUUAGCCACAAAAAUUGCAUGGGCGUCUCUCUUCGCUCACAAAUAUUGUUUUGCAUUGUGUGGGUCACUCGCUACAUCGAUUUGUUUAGCAACUUCUAUAGCAUCUAUAACACUGUGUUAAAAGUUGUGUAUUUAGCAACGUCAUUCUACACCAUCUACUUGAUCUCAAAGCGCUUCAGGUCGACGUAUGACAAGGUCCACGACACAUUCAAUAUGUGGUACCUCAUCAUCCCAUCAAUCGUCCUUGCUUUCAUCUUCCCAGAACAAUACACACUUAUGGAAAUCUUGUGGACCUUCUCUAUUUUCCUCGAAACAGUCGCAAUCCUCCCACAAAUCUUUUUGCUCUCCGUCACCGGCGAAAUCGAAAACUUGAACUCAAAAUAUAUCCUUUGUUUGGGAAUAUAUCGAGCUCUUUACAUCGCCAACUGGGUGUUCAGAUACGCUACAGAAGACUCUUAUUGGAGCCCACUCGUCUGGGUCUGCGGAAUUGUCCAGACGGUGUUGUACGCAGAUUACUUCUAUUAUUACAUCAGAAGCCACAUCAGCGGGACGAAGUUUGUCUUGCCUUAA
Molecule: messenger RNA, 642 nt
Organism: Entamoeba invadens IP1
Lineage: Eukaryota; Evosea; Mastigamoebida; Endamoebidae
Product: ER lumen protein retaining receptor, putative
Exons: 3
Coding region: 1-642 (213 amino acids)
Biological process (GO): endoplasmic reticulum to Golgi vesicle-mediated transport; protein retention in ER lumen
Cellular component (GO): endoplasmic reticulum; cis-Golgi network; membrane
Molecular function (GO): ER lumen protein retrieval receptor activity
Source: RefSeq, a predicted model, not a curated record